Messenger RNA from Penaeus indicus, 2724 nucleotides. RefSeq names its product protein starmaker-like. The record is from RefSeq and is a predicted model, not a curated record. The transcript is spliced from 5 exons. The annotation marks the transcript as partial. NCBI's taxonomy places the organism in Eukaryota, Metazoa, Arthropoda, Malacostraca, Decapoda, Penaeidae.
AUGAGUCAGUACUGCUGUAUGAAUAAUUGUUUCCUGCUUCAGAUGCAGAUCUCAAGUCGCCAUAAGUGCGUUAAGAAGUUUAUACUAAAGAAAUGUUCCAGAAGGGGAGGGAAACUCAAGCUAAUAGACAAGUGCAAGAAGGACCAGAAGAAGAAGUGGGCUCUUGGGUCAGAGUGCACGUGUUGCUUGCCAUGUACGACCACUGACGCCUGCAAGGGACUCCAGGGUGUGUGUAAACAAGAGUGCAAGUUCGGCGAGUUGGGAGGAGUGCCGUGCAGGGGCGAGAACUGCAAAUGCUGCUUAAAAGCAACCACUACUGAACUGCCUGAAAUAAAGCCUCCAAUAGUACAGACAACACAAGACGCAAUGAACACUCAAGGCCCAGAGGUCACGCCAGGCCCUGAUGUCACUCCUGAACAAGAUAUCAAUUCAGAACCAGAUGGUACUGCUGGCCCUAAUGUCACACCAGGACCAGAUGGCACCCCAGGCCCGGAAGUUACUCCAGGCCCUGAUAUUCUAAUGCCAAAUGUCACUCCAGAAUCUGAUGCCAAUAUGGAACCAGAUGACACUGAAGGACCAGGUAUUACUUCGGGUCCAGUUAUUGGUCCAGAUUUCACUCUUAGACCAGAUGUUAGUCUGGGACCAGAUAUCACUUCAGGAUCAGAUGUCACUUCUGGACCAGAUGUCACUUCAGAUGUUACUGGGGAUGACACUCUUGGUGAAGAAGCAGACCAUGAAAACAUUCCAGUCGAAGAAACAGUUGAUGGAGAGGAAAUCACUGAUGAAGAUAUAUCUACUGAAGACACUCCUGGAGUAAACACUGGUGAUGAAGCUCCUGAGGAAGACACGUCUGGUGACGCCGAUGGUGAUGACACUCUUGAUGAAGACACUCCUGAGGAAGACACGUCUGGUGACGCCGAUGGUGAUGAAACUCUUGAUGACGACACUCCUGGUGAAGACACUGCUGGUGAUGAAACCCCUGACGAAGAUGCCGCUGGUGAUGAAACUCCUGACGAAGACACUGCUGGGAAUGAAACUGGUGAUGACACCGUUGAUGCCGCUGGUGAUGAAACUCCUGACGAAGACACUGCUGGGAAUGAAACUGGUGAUGACACCGUUGGUGAUGAAACUCCUGACGGAGACACCCCCGGUGAAGAAAUUGAUGAUGACACAUCUGGGGAAGUUACUCCGGGCGAAGACACUUCUGGGGAAGAAACAACUGGUGAGGACACUCCUGAAGAAGAAACUCAUGGUGACGACAGUCCUGAGCAAGAAACUCCUGAGGAAGAAACUCCUGGUGACGACACUCCUGAGCAAGAAACUUCUGAGGAAGAAACUCAUGGUGACGACACUCCUGAGGAAGAAACUCCUGGUGACGACACUCCUGAGGAAGAAACUCAUUUUGACGACACUCCUGAGCAAGAAACUUCUGAGGAAGAAACUCCUGGUGACGACACUCCUGAGGAAGAAACUUCUGAGGAAGAAGCUCAUGGUGACGACAAUCCUGAGCAAGAAACUUCUGAGGAAGAAACUCAUGGUGACGACACUCCUGAACAAGAAAAUUCUGAGGAAGAAACUCAUGGUGACGACACUCCUGAACAAGAAACUUCUGAGGAAGAAAGUCAUGGUGACGACACUCCUGAGCAAGAAACUUCUGAGGAAGAAACUCAUGGUGACGACACUCCUGAACAAGAAACUUCUGAGGAAGAAACUCAUGGUGACGACACUCCUGAACAAGAAACUUCCGAGGAAGAAAGUCAUGGUGACGACACUCCUGAGCAAGAAACUUCUGAGGAAGAAACUCAUGGUGACGACACUCCUGAACAAGAAAGUUCUGAGGAAGAAACUCAUGGUGACGACACUCCUGAGGAAGAAACUCCUGGUGACGACACUCCUGAGGAAGAAACUCCUGGUGACGACACUCCUGAGGAAGAAACUCCUGGUGACGACACUCCUGAACAAGAAAAUUCUGAGGAAGAAACUCCUGGUGACGACACUCCUGAGGAAGAAACUCCUGGUGACGACACUCCUGAGCAAGAAACUCCUGGUGACGACACUCCUGAGGAAGAAACUGCUGAGGAAGAAACUUCUGAUGAAGACGGUCCUGAGGAAGAAACUCCUGGUGACGACACUCCUGAGGAAGAAACUCAUGGUGACGACACUCCUGAGCAAGAAACUUCUGAGGAAGAAACUCCUGAGGAAGAAACUUCUGAUGAAGACGGUCCUGAGGAAGAAACUCCUGAGGAAGAAACUGCUGAGGAAGAAACUCCAGAGGAAGAAACUCCUGAGGAAGAAACUCUUGAGGAAGAAACUCCUGAGGAAGAAACUCCUGAGGAAGAAACUGCUGAGGAAGAAACUGCUGAGGAAGAAACUGCUGAGGAAGAAACUGCUGAGGAAGAAACUGCUGAGGAAGAAACUGCUGAGGAAGAAACUGCCGAGGAAGAAACUGCCGAGGAAGAAACUGCCGAGGAAGAAACUGCCGAGGAAGAAACUCUUGAGGAAGAAACUCCUGAGGAAGAAACUGCUGAGGAAGAAACUGCUGAGGAAGAAACUCCUGAGGAAGAAACUCCAGAGGAAGAAACUCCUGAGGAAGAAACUGCUGAGGAAGAAACUGCUGAGGAAGAAACUCUUGAGGAAGAAACUCCUGAGGAAGAAACUGCUGAGGAAGAAACUGCUGAGGAAGAAACUCUUGAGGAAGAAACUCCUGAGGAAGAAACUCCUGAG